UACGAUUUCCGCCACGAUUCGUCCCCACCAAAUGCCGCAUCUCCAUUGCUAUGUCGUCACUGCUUCUCUCAUGUCCCAUGGAAAUUAUGGAUAGUGUCAAGCAAGUUGGGAUAAUAAGCACCGUUUUCUGCUCUGUACUGUUCUUCAGUACAUUCACUGAAUCUGCUCACCCUUUCCCCGUUCUCUUUAUAUAUCUCUCUGCAUCAACCCACAUUCCACUACCGAAUCAUCUGGAGACUCGUAAAAGCCAGCUAGCGUCUCAAAUCAAACAACUCGACAAUGGCAGCCACAGCUCUGGAUAAAUCCGUGCCCGAGAUCUUGCCGCCGGCGCUCGAUGCUUCGUCGGAGCCACCUCCACUUUUCGAUGGCGUCACCAGGCUGUACACCUAUUACGGAUGCCCUUUUGCUCAGAGGGUUUGGAUCACUAGGAAUUUCAAGGGGUUACAAGACAAGAUCAAGCUAGUCGGCAUAGAUCUUAGUAACAGGCCUGCUUGGUACGCCGAGAAAGUUUAUCCCACUAAUAAGGUGCCAGCUCUUGAGCACAAUGGCAAGAUCAUAGGAGAGAGCUUGGAUUUGAUCAAGUACUUAGAUAGCAACUUUGAAGGGCCUUCUCUUCUCCCUGAUGAUCCUGCGAAGAAGCAGUUGGCAGAAGAGUUGUCUGCAUACACCGAUACUUUUACUGGAACGGUGUUCUCUGCUUUCAAGGGAGAUGCAGUGAAGGAAGUUGGCCCUGCUUUUGAUCAUCUGGAAGCAGCUCUGUCGAAAUUCGACGAUGGACCUUUCUUCCUUGGUGAUAGGUUCAGUCAGGUGGACAUUGCCUACAUUCCAUUCGUCGAGAGGUUUCAGAUCUUCCUUUCGGAAGUGUUCAAGUAUGAUAUCACCGAAGGAAGGCCAAAACUUGCAGCUUGGAUCGAGGAGUUGAACAAACUGGAGGCUUACAAACAGACGAAACUGGAAGGUACAAAGGCACAGGUCGUGGAGCUCUACAGCAAGCGGUUCUUGGGUAAGUAAAUUGGCAACAGACCACUGCAAGUGGAUUCUUCUCGUGCUUUUGCAGGGAGAGGCUCUGGCUUGGUGGCUUGCUUCUGUAUGAUAUGUGAAAGUAUCUGUCUAAAUAAUGAAAAAUUACCCCCCAGAGACAGGAAGUAGAAGAAGAAAGUAAUAGAAUAAGAAACAUCAACUGGUUUGUAGGAGCUGUGAGGGGUGUGGACGUGUGGUUGGUUUGGCUGUGUUCUUGUAUUGUAUUAUUUGUAUGGCGUACCUGUGUAAUGUAUUAGAAACAGAAUGGAUAAUUGUCAGUUAAAGAGGGAGUGUUAUUUUACGAAUGAAGAUUUCAAGUUUGAAUUUCUCAAGGAGGUAUUUUAUAAUGAAAACAAUCUUAUGUUACUCUUAUCUAAAAAAUGAGCAUUAGGCUA
Messenger RNA from Linum tenue, 1415 nucleotides. NCBI's taxonomy places the organism in Eukaryota, Viridiplantae, Streptophyta, Magnoliopsida, Malpighiales, Linaceae. The record is from the annotation of a GenBank genome assembly.